Messenger RNA from Culex quinquefasciatus (southern house mosquito), 548 nucleotides. RefSeq lists its product as uncharacterized. The coding region runs from base 20 to 439 and encodes 139 amino acids. The record is from RefSeq and is a predicted model, not a curated record. The transcript is spliced from 2 exons. NCBI's taxonomy places the organism in Eukaryota, Metazoa, Arthropoda, Insecta, Diptera, Culicidae.
AUAAAACUAACUGCUUAACAUGAUUGUUUCAGCAUUUUUCGUAUUGCUUGCCAUCCUGGGGGCAGGCGCGUACACCGAUCCAAAAUGUGCCUACCUAAACUGCAUGCGAGAGUACCGUCCCGGGGGUGCGUACUGUGCCCUCGGAGAUCCGUACGCGCUGUGUCAGUGCCACAGCGGUUACAACUUGGCCACUCUGCUGCGGUGUCCUUACGGGCAAGCCUUCAACGAGUACCUGAACCGGUGUGCGGAAAACACCGAGCGAGUUCGAAACUCUUGCUUUUAUUUUUUCCAGAGGCGUGGAAUGGGCUCCAAUCAGCAGCAGUUUGGGGGUGGAAUGGUGCCCAACCAGCAGUAUGGACGUGGGGUGGUUCCGAACCAGCAGUAUGGACGUGGGGUGGUUCCGAACCAGCAGCAGUAUGGUUAUGGGUAUGGGAAGUGAAGUUGCAGUGCAUUCAAGUUUAUUUGAGGAUGGAAAGGUUGCUUACUUAAGUUUAUUUGAUGUCUUUUUGUUUGAAUAGAAAUAAAUCCUAAAUGUUUUAAUAUUCAAA